CCUGGAGCUUGGUGGGAUAAUGGCAUGUAGAAGUGCCUGAGGUGUCCCUAGAGGCGGUGUCCGGUAAUCCUGAUUGAGAGAUUUCUGGGACGUGCAAUAGAGACGUGGUAUGGGCUAGAGGGGCCGGAGGAGGGCGGGGUGGAUAAAAUCGGUAGAUCGAGUGGCUAGAGAGGUCGGAGGUAAGUGGCUGUUGAAGUCGGGCGGACCCGGAAUACAGAGGACUCGGGACCAUGACUUAUGCGUAUCUCUUCAAGUACAUCAUCAUCGGAGACACAGGUGUGGGGAAGUCAUGUCUCCUGCUGCAGUUUACAGACAAGCGGUUCCAGCCGGUCCACGACCUCACAAUAGGUGUGGAGUUUGGAGCCCGUAUGGUCAACAUCGAUGGAAAACAGAUUAAAUUACAAAUCUGGGAUACGGCUGGGCAAGAAUCCUUCCGUUCUAUCACCCGUUCCUACUACAGGGGAGCAGCGGGAGCACUCCUGGUGUAUGACAUUACAAGGCGUGAGACCUUCAAUCAUCUGACCUCAUGGUUAGAAGACGCCCGCCAACACUCCAGUUCCAACAUGGUUAUCAUGUUAAUUGGAAAUAAAAGUGAUUUAGAGUCCCGUAGGGAUGUGAAGAGAGAGGAAGGAGAGGCCUUUGCUCGGGAGCAUGGAUUAAUAUUCAUGGAAACUUCAGCCAAAACUGCCUGCAAUGUUGAAGAGGCCUUCAUUAACACAGCCAAAGAAAUCUAUAGGAAGAUCCAGCAGGGUUUAUUUGAUGUUCACAAUGAGGCAAAUGGCAUCAAGAUUGGGCCCCAGCAGUCAAUUUCAACAUCAGUCGGACCGGGUGCCUGCCAGCGGAACUCUCGGGAUGUGGGGUCUGACUCCGGCUGCUGCUGAACAUCUGGCCCGAACUUUUUGUUUUCCCCCCUUCCUGGAACAGCGUCAGUUCAAUAGGCUUAAAGAAAGAGGUCUUACUUGCUUUGGCUGAGUACAGCCUCUCUUCAAGGUGUGAUGUUUGCCUUUCCACUUAAAGACCAGGGGAGAAUUGGGGCCCUUACUGACCUGUCCUCCUUCAGGGACGUGAGCACUCCCUAUAGAUAAGGGCUCUUUUCAUCCUCAGUUUAUAAAAUGUGAGGUUCAAAGUUGAUUGUCAUGGUAAUUCAAAAAUAACUUCAUAAGCAUACACAUUCUGCUCCCCUCUAGGAGUAAGGGUAAGUAAUAAGGGUCCAGGAUGUCCUGCUUGAACACUUGAGAUUACCAGGCUCUGGCUUGCCUUUUGAAGAUGAUC
Fukomys damarensis (Damara mole-rat) is the source of this 1272-nucleotide messenger RNA. RefSeq names its product RAB2B, member RAS oncogene family (gene Rab2b). The coding region runs from base 231 to 881 and encodes 216 amino acids. Gene Ontology annotation, molecular function: GTPase activity; GTP binding. Gene Ontology annotation, cellular component: Golgi apparatus. Lineage: Eukaryota; Metazoa; Chordata; Mammalia; Rodentia; Bathyergidae. The transcript is spliced from 9 exons. The record is from RefSeq and is a predicted model, not a curated record.